Messenger RNA from Abrus precatorius (Indian licorice), 3467 nucleotides. Its product is annotated as receptor-like protein kinase HSL1. The transcript is spliced from 2 exons. Gene Ontology annotation, biological process: protein phosphorylation. Bases 168 to 3158 code for a protein of 996 amino acids. The record is from RefSeq and is a predicted model, not a curated record. Lineage: Eukaryota; Viridiplantae; Streptophyta; Magnoliopsida; Fabales; Fabaceae. Gene Ontology annotation, molecular function: ATP binding; protein binding; protein kinase activity.
GGUGCCAACUAAGCUGAACACUGGUCAGUAGUACAUGACUAGUGUGGUAUGCGUGCCCAAGUGCACUCAAACGCUCUCUCUCUCUUUUUGGAAUAAAUUGAGGAGGCUCUCCAUUCUCAAAUCUCAAACACACUCACCACUGUGUGUCGGAGAGGGAAGCUCUCACGAUGAAAAACCAACUAUUCUUCCUAUGCAUUCUAUUCUCAGUAGGAAAAGUGGUUGUGGGUCUGAACCAAGAAGGGCUAUACCUGUACCAGUUGAAGCUCUCACUUGACGACCCAGACUCAACGCUCUCGUCCUGGAACUCAAGGGAUAGCAGUCCUUGCAACUGGUAUGGGGUAACUUGCGACCCAACAAACAGCACAGUUACCGAACUGGACCUCUCCGACACCAACAUCGGAGGCCCAUUCCCCGCUUCAAUCCUCUGUCGUCUCCCCAACCUCGUCUCCAUAAACCUCUUCAACAACUCCAUCAACGAAACCCUGCCUCUCCAAAUCUCCCUCUGCCGUAACCUCGUACACCUCGACCUCUCCCAGAAUCUUCUCACUGGUCCUCUCCCUCACACUUUGCCCCUUCUCCCCAACCUCCGCUACCUCGACCUCACCGGCAACAAUUUCUCCGGCCCCAUCCCCGACUCAUUUGGAAGCUUCCAGAACCUCGAGGUAAUUUCCCUUGUCUCCAACCUUCUAGAAGGUACCAUUCCCUCAUCUCUCGGCAACCUCACCUCCUUGAAAAUGCUCAACCUCUCUUACAACCCCUUUUUCCCGGGUCGGAUCCCUCCGGAGCUAGGGAACCUCACGAACCUCGAGGUCCUGUGGCUUACCCAAUGCAACCUUGUUGGCGUCAUUCCAAACUCGCUCGGGAACCUCAAGAAGCUCCAGGACUUGGACCUCGCGCUCAACGAUCUCUACGGUUCCAUACCGAGCUCGAUCACUGAGUUAACCAGCUUGAGGCAGAUUGAGUUGUACAAUAACUCGUUGUCUGGCGAGUUGCCUCGGGGGAUGGGGAACCUCACUAAGUUGAGGCUUCUCGACGCUUCCAUGAAUCACUUGACUGGGAAGAUUCCAGAGGACUUAUGUGCUUUGCCGCUUGAGAGUCUUAAUCUGUAUGAGAAUCGUUUCGAGGGCGAGUUGCCGGCGACCAUUGCCAACUCGCCGAAUCUCUACGAGUUGCGGUUGUUUGGAAACCGGCUAACCGGGAAGUUGCCGGAAAAUCUUGGAAAGCGUUCGCCUCUCCUGUGGCUUGACGUUUCGAAUAACCAGUUCUGGGGGCCCAUUCCGGCGACGCUGUGCGAUCUCGGGGUGUUGGAGGAGCUUCUGGUAAUAUACAACCUUUUCUCCGGCGAGAUUCCGGCGAGCCUGGGCACGUGCCAGAGUUUGACACGUGUGAGGCUGGGGUUCAACCGGUUGUCCGGCGAGGUUCCGGCGGGGAUAUGGGGGCUACCCCACGUGUAUCUACUAGAACUGGUUGAUAACUCGUUCUCGGGUUCCAUCGCGAAGACCAUUGCUGGGGCAGGGAACCUUUCUUUGUUGAUUUUGUCAAAGAACAACUUCACGGGAACAGUUCCCGAUGAGGUUGGGUGGUUGGAAAAUCUUGUGGAAUUUUCUGCCAGUGAUAACAUGUUCAGUGGUUCGUUGCCUGAUAGCAUUGUGAAUCUUGGGCAACUUGGUAUUCUUGAUUUUCAUAACAAUAGGCUCUCUGGAGAGCUUCCUAAGGGGAUUCGUUCUUGGAAGAAGCUUAAUGAUUUGAAUUUGGCCAACAAUGAGAUUGGUGGGAGGAUUCCCGAUGAGAUUGGGAGUUUGUCUGUGCUGAAUUUUCUAGAUCUUUCUAGAAACCACUUUUCAGGGAAAGUCCCACGUGGGUUGCAGAAUCUGAAGCUCAAUCAGCUCAAUUUGUCUUAUAAUCGUCUUUCUGGGGAACUUCCCCCUCUCUUGGCUAAGGAUAUGUACAGGUCUAGUUUCCUUGGAAAUCCUGGUUUGUGUGGGGAUUUGAAGGGUCUGUGUGAUGGCAGGAGUGAAGAAAAGAGUGUGGGUUAUGUUUGGUUGCUUCGGACCAUUUUCAUUGUUGCCACCUUGGUGUUACUUGUUGGUGUGGUUUGGUUUUACUUUAGGUAUAAGAAUUUUCAGGACGCGAAAAGGGCUAUCGACAAAUCGAAAUGGACGUUGAUGUCAUUUCAUAAACUGGGUUUUAGUGAAGAUGAGAUUUUGAAUUGCCUUGAUGAGGAUAAUGUGAUUGGAAGUGGGUCCUCGGGGAAAGUCUACAAGGUUGGACUUAGCAGUGGGGAGGCUGUUGCUGUAAAGAAGAUAUGGGGAGGGGUAAGGAAGGAAAUAGAGAGUGGGGAUGUUGAAAAGGGUAGGGUUCAGGACAAUGCUUUUGAUGCAGAGGUUGAAACUUUGGGCAAAAUCAGGCACAAGAACAUCGUGAAGCUUUGGUGUUGCUGCACCACCAGGGAUUGCAAGCUCUUGGUUUAUGAAUAUAUGCCAAAUGGUAGCCUUGGUGAUUUGCUGCAUAGCAGUAAAGGAGGGUUGUUAGAUUGGCCAACCAGAUACAAGAUAGCUGUUGAUGCUGCAGAAGGCCUCUCUUAUUUGCAUCAUGACUGUGUUCCCCCAAUUGUUCAUAGAGAUGUGAAAUCUAACAAUAUAUUAUUGGAUGGGGACUUUGGUGCAAGGGUGGCAGAUUUUGGAGUAGCUAAGGCAGUUGAAACCACACCGAAAGGAACUAAAUCCAUGUCCGUCAUUGCUGGGUCUUGUGGCUAUAUUGCACCAGAAUAUGCAUACACGCUAAGAGUGAAUGAGAAGAGUGACAUAUAUAGUUUUGGAGUUGUCAUUCUUGAGUUGGUUACCGGAAGACGCCCUGUAGACCCUGAAUUUGGGGAGAAAGACUUGGUUAAGUGGGUGUGUACUACCUUGGAUCAAAAAGGCGUGGACCAUGUAAUUGACUCGAGGCUUGAUUCUUGGUUCAAAGAAGAAAUUUGCAAGGUCUUUAACAUUGGUCUCAUGUGCACUAGUCCUCUUCCAAUUAACCGACCUUCAAUGAGAAGAGUGGUGAAGAUGUUGCAAGAGGUGGGCACAGAGAACCAAACGAAGUCUGCAAAGAAAGAUGGGAAGUUAUCUCCUUAUUACUAUGACGAUGCCUCAGAUCAUGGAAGUGUUGCUUAAUUGAAGUCCAAGCAAGGGUUGGUUUAUUUUAUCCCAAAGGGGGAGUUCGAAGCUUUUCUUUUACUGUAGGCCAACUUCCCUCCAUGUUUCAGAGCGCAUGCUGCGCUUCACAAAGUUGACUAAAGAAAAGAGAAUUAGAGAAUAGGAAUUUUAUUUUAUUAUAUUUUUUAUUUUGGUAGGAAAAUAGAGGCUUGAGGAGUUGAUAUUUUUACCCUAUAAACUAUAAUAUGUCCAUAUCAAGCGCUUCCCUACUAAAGUUAAAUUGCUGUUUGCAUUACAAACUUUUAGUCAUAAAUGAUAUUUCCUUCG